AUGGAGGGUAGACUGAUUGUUAUCUUGAAGGUCUCUGGUAAAAGAUCCCAUUAUAGUUCACUGAGGUCAGAGCUGGUAAUGUUGAGAGACGCGCCUGCAUGGAUUGGAUUCUCUGGAAUGCGAAAAACAAUGUUGAUGAAUCAAGAUAGAUCCUUCACUAGAUGGAUUUCACCAAAACCUAGCUGGAUCAGAUUGGAUAUUGAUGGUUCUGUUCUCCCCAAUGAAGACGCUUCUUGUGGUGGCCUCAUUCGUGAUGACUUAGGGAACUGGAUUAAAGGCUUUACUAAAAGUCUAUGCUAUCAUCCUACCACUACCGCUGAGCUCUUGGCCCUGACACUUGUUCAGAAGGAUCAUGAUCCGAAUCAUCCUCUUGGCGAUAUCAUUAAGAAGAUCAGAUGUCUCGUCAUGAAGGAUUGGGCUGUCACCUUCAAUCAUGCGUUUAGAGAAUGUAACAAAUGUGCGAAUUGGCUUGCUCGACAAGUUACAAGAGAAAAUUCAGACACUUUAUUUGAUGACAUUCCACCUCCAAGGUGUCGUCGGCUCAUGGGUCUUGAUUUGACUUAA
Prosopis cineraria is the source of this 564-nucleotide messenger RNA. RefSeq lists its product as uncharacterized. The transcript has 4 exons. Gene Ontology annotation, molecular function: RNA-DNA hybrid ribonuclease activity; nucleic acid binding. NCBI's taxonomy places the organism in Eukaryota, Viridiplantae, Streptophyta, Magnoliopsida, Fabales, Fabaceae. The record is from RefSeq and is a predicted model, not a curated record. The coding region runs from base 1 to 564 and encodes 187 amino acids.